This is a messenger RNA of Apis florea (little honeybee), 627 nucleotides long. RefSeq lists its product as uncharacterized. The record is from RefSeq and is a predicted model, not a curated record. NCBI's taxonomy places the organism in Eukaryota, Metazoa, Arthropoda, Insecta, Hymenoptera, Apidae.
GUUGGAAAAACGAAUUCUCUACAGAAAAAAUCGAAACAUCAAAUUUCUCGUUCGCGAAAUAAAUUCGAACGAGGAAAGCGACAUAUCCCCGAACUGCACGCGAAUCGAAGGAAACAGGAAGAAGAGGAGAGAAAGAAGUACAUGCGCACACGUAUGCGAUGCUUAUGGUCGCGUGGUUGCAUGUAUACAGGGGGAAUGUUCGAGCGCGUGCACGUACAUACAUUACGUUUAUACACAGGUAUUGCCGGCUUCCGCGAACUAGAUCGGUUGAGCAGAUAUUAGAAGCGCGUCUGCCCCGUUGCCAUUGCGGCAAGUGCUGGUCAUUGUCCACCCGGCGGGCACAGGAAGUCGACGCCGACCAGCGAUGGUGCAGAGAGAAGAGGAAGAGAUUUUUCGGUAGGAUAAUCGCGGAGAAACUACGACAAGUUUCAAGAUUCUUGGGGAUUGGAACGUUAAUGUGCAAAGUUUUAUGGUUAUUCCGAGAGGCAGUUCGAGGGAAAGACUGAGGUAGACAAAGUUUCUCGGAGAAUUAGUGUAGGUUAAUUCUAGACUGUUGGGAUAAGUUUGGAUUAAGCAGAAAAAUAAGUGGAAUGACUACUUUAAAUAUAUUUAACAUAGAUUAUAAUA